CACACAGCAUAGCAAGGGUGGGAGCCCACCGUCGGUGUUCUGUCAAUAUGACCUACCCUUCAAGCUGAGCUACAAAAAAUCGCUCCUGGUGGGUGUUUUGGGUUAGGGUUAAGUUUUGGGUUAAGGCUAUGUUAAUGGGCUGCCGGUAGCUCGUACAUCACCAGACACUUUUGACAGAACACCACCAACCGUCACCACCACCACCACUCACCGCCACCAUGUCAAACUCCCAAGAGCAGAGCCUGGACGAGGAUGCAGUCUUCCAGCCACUGACGGAGGCCUGCCCGCAGUUCAUGCACAGCGAGUCAGAGCGCUAUGCCCUGGAGUGCCUGCUGAACGAGGGGCCCGGGGCCUUCUACAUGCAGCUCAACGCCGAGCGCCUGGGGCCUUUCCUGUCCCCCGAGGAGGUCAACCAGAUGGGCGCCUGGGCCCACGACUACCGCGUCAGCCAGGUGGUACUGGAGGAGGACAUGAUGUUGGUGGGGGGCGCAGCAGGGGACCCAUCUGCGACCGUGGUGGAUGGGGAUGGGAAAGGGGAAGGGGGCCAGGGGGCGAUGCUGCAGGACUUCUCGGCACGCUACUUCCCCGUGCACUCGGACACACCGGCGCCCCCACUGGAGCUGGGCUGGCCCGAGAGGGAGUCGUGGGACUGCAUGGGCCAGGCCCGCGUGUACACCAGCCCGCCACAGGAGGCUGCGCCGCCCAUACGAGAGGUGGUCAGGAAACUCAUACAGGGAGCCAAAAAGGUCGUUGGCAUAGUGACAGACAGACUGUCGGACAGUGCUGUGAUCGGUGACCUCCAUGCGGUGGCUUCCCUCGGCAUCCCAGUCUACAUCAUCCUCAACCAGAGGACCGUCGAGGAGAACUUCACACCGCACAGGCUACGGCACCCAAACAUACGGGUGCGCAUCAUGGGGGGCAAGACCUUUUGCACCAGAGAUGGGAAGACGGUGGAGGGGGAGCUGAAGGAGAACUUCCUACUAGUGGAUCUGGAGAAGGUCAUGGUGGGAAGCUACAGCCUCACCUGGAUGGACGCCCACCUGCACCGGCAGCUGGUGAUGGUCAUGAGUGGGCCCGUGGUGGAAUCCUUCGACCGCGAGUUCCGAAUCCUCUACGCCGCCUCCCUGCCCAUCCCCGACACUUGGAAGGCUGGUCGCCCCCCAGGCCUGGACAUGACCCCGGUCUCCAAGCACCAAAGGCCGGAGAACCUGGACAUGAGCGGCGUCAAGCCUCUUCCAGCCGAGAGCUACCUGAGUCCCCCACCGGCCUAUGCGGACCAGGUGAUCGACUGGGAGGCCCUUGGUCUCGUGCCGACGGUCCCUGAGUCACCCAUACUGGCUCCUGGGGGCCUCCCGCUGGGAAUUACUGUGGGGGAGGGGCCCAUGCCGCACCGCGAGCCCAUCUUUGAGGAGCCGAUGCAGCUUGAGGAGAAACCCAUCCAGCCCCAGGCAAUGGUCCCACAUGCUAACCUAGCAGCACGCGGGGAAAACAGGACAAGCCCCAAUGUAGCUCCAGGCAAUUUGUGGAAGGAGGAUCAGGCCACAUUCAGACCCGUACGCAGGCUGUCCAUGCAGUCUGAUGAGGACAGGCAGCACCUGAACAAACUCAGUGCUUCUCAGGAGAGGUUAUGGAGUCCUAAAUGUGUGUUCCCAAAUCCGCUCUCCCCGACCAGUCCAAGGGAUUCUUCACUCAGGAGAAACAGUGUCAAUGAGGAUGUCAAACCGGAUAGCCGAGCAAACAGCAGAUCUGGAAAUGCAAAGCGACCUCUGAUCCUGCGAGUGCCGCAGAGGGAGAACUUCACAGCCCUCAGUGACAUCCUGAGGAAGCUCCAGGGUAAGCAGAGCACCCCGAAGCGCGGGCCCAAGGCCGCCGUGUCUGACAUCAGCCGCUCCAUGAUGGACCUGAGCACCAGCCACGGCACACAGAGCAACUGUUUUGACGGCAAGUCCGAGACCCCAGCUCAGGCCCUGAUGAAGCAACGUUUUGAUGACAAGAGCUUCACCAGACCCCCAAAGUCCUUCCUGCCAUCGAUACGGCCACGCAGUAGCAGCUUUGCCUGGAACACGGAUUGGAGGUCACCGCCGAAGGCAGAUGAAUAAUGACAACUACAAAAAUGUACAAGACUCAUUGACACGUCUCAGAGCUCUCUGACUGUGGACGUCUGUGGCCCUGGCAGUAUUGAUGGGAUGGUGCUGAGCAGGGCCUCUGAGAGUUUUGGCUAACCCAGGACAAAGUCAUCUGAAAGGGCACCCCAGUAUAAUAGAUUCAAUUUAAUGAGGACCCAAUUCUGGGCCCCCUCUUUGCCUGGGCCUGGGACAACUGUCCCCUUUGUCGUCGUUCCCCCCCCCCUGUCGGCACCCUUGGUGCUGAGAACAGAAAACGCCUCCCACUACCUACACCCACCAAGUUCAGAAGCAGCUCUUAUCAUGAACUCAGUACUGUUUGGACAUUGAUAAUGGAUCAGUAAAUACUUGGUGAUAUCAGAUCAACCGUCAGAUGAGAUAUUGUGUUGAAUUAACACUGUAUUUUGAACUGUGCAAAAAUAUGAGUAGAAUACUGCUGACAUUGCCUUUUUUCCAGAAGUAUGAUGAAAGUAUGAAUAUGAAUAUAUUGAUAAUGAAUAUGAAGCAUUGACACUAAACUAGAAUGAGCCCAGAGGUUAGAGGUGAAAACCUGUAUUAUUGUAUAUACAAAGAUCAUUGACAGUAUGCUAUGCUAGAUGCAUGCUAUGAGAAAUGUGAAGACACCACUGAAGGACUUGAGCAGUGUCUCUACCUUGACAAAUUGUGAAAACUGUAGUAGGCUACUUGUUUUGGUCUUAAACUGAAAUCUUGAAGAUCUUUAUUCAAUACAGUUCCAUAAAUACCCUUUCAGUGUUUGAGAUGGUAAUGAAGGGUAAUUUUGUUUUUAACUGUCAUAGGACUUUAUUUCUUAACUUUGAAUAUUUAAAUGUGCAAUUGUAUUUUGUGAUAUCUACACCACUGUUCAGCAGUACAGACCA
Engraulis encrasicolus (European anchovy) is the source of this 3001-nucleotide messenger RNA. It is a transcript of the gene sack1e, whose product is annotated as family with sequence similarity 83 member E. Gene Ontology annotation, biological process: signal transduction. Gene Ontology annotation, molecular function: protein kinase binding. NCBI's taxonomy places the organism in Eukaryota, Metazoa, Chordata, Actinopteri, Clupeiformes, Engraulidae. The record is from RefSeq and is a predicted model, not a curated record. The coding region runs from base 219 to 2099 and encodes 626 amino acids. The transcript has 8 exons.